Molecule: messenger RNA, 4266 nt
Organism: Diceros bicornis minor
Lineage: Eukaryota; Metazoa; Chordata; Mammalia; Perissodactyla; Rhinocerotidae
Gene: SEC16B
Product: SEC16 homolog B, endoplasmic reticulum export factor
Exons: 25
Coding region: 37-3213 (1058 amino acids)
Biological process (GO): COPII vesicle coat assembly; Golgi organization; autophagy
Cellular component (GO): ER to Golgi transport vesicle membrane; endoplasmic reticulum exit site
Source: RefSeq, a predicted model, not a curated record
UGAUUCAAAACACAAGAGAAACUCAGACAGUCAGGGAUGCAACCUUGGGUUCCCCAGCGACCGCCUCAGCCAGGGGGGAGACCCACAGGAUCGUCAAAGGAUCCAGACCGAGGGCUUUGGAGAGACGGAUAUCAUCGGCCUGUUCCUCACUCUUGGCGCAAUGGAGAGAGGUUCUACCAAUGGCAAGACAUCCGAGGGAGCCCCCAGCCACACCAGAACCCCAGGGCAGACCACCAGCGGCCUCAUUACGUGUCCAGGCCUGGGGAAUGGCAUCAGCCUGUGUCUGGGGUUGACUGUUAUGAAGGUUAUUAUCCCGUUCAGCUGUAUUCAAGGCCAGGCCUCGAGGAUCCAUAUCAGAGCUAUCAUUCUCCAACCCUAAGGGAAGAAUAUGCUUAUGGAGGUUAUUAUCACCAUGGAUACCCACAGCAGCUACAGGAAGAAAGAGUGCCAAGGCAAAGGAGUCCUUAUAUCUGGCAUGAAGAUUAUCGAGAUCAAAAAUACCUCAGUGAACACGAUCGUGAAAACCAGAAUAGUCCGUUUGGAACAAAUGGUGAGAGCCAGUUCCAAUUUCAGAGUCGGAACCCUUAUGAAGACAGCCCUGCUUCUAACUCUGGACAGGAGAGGCCUGGGGACCUAUUUCCAGAGAGUCCACAAACUGGGGCACAGAAGAAUAAGCCAUCACUGACCAACAAGUCCAACCUUCUCCGGCAGCACGAGUCUGGUCUCAGCUCCAGCAGCUACGAGCUCAGUCAAUACAUGACAGAUGCCUCUGAGCCGUAUGACCGCUUGGCUUCAGCCGCUUGGAGUCCCAUUCAGGCUGAGGAUGUCUCGGCAGCUGGUCCCAAGGCACCCAUGAAGUUCUAUGUCCCUCAUGUGCCUGUGAGUUUUGGGCCAGGAGGUCAGCUGGUGUGUGUGGGUCCCAGCUUUCCCAGUGAUGGACAAACGGCCCUUGUUGAACUGCACAGCAUGGAGGUUAUUCUAAAUGAUUCUGAGGAACAAGAGGAGAUGAGGACUUUCUCAGGACCCCUGAUCAGGGAAGAUGUGCACAAGGUGGAUGUCAUGACAUUUUGCCAGCAGAAAGCAGCUCAGAGCCGCAAAACUGACACACCGGGGAGCAGAGACUUGGCUCUACUGUGGCAGCUGUUGGUUCUCCUUUGUCGGCAGAAUGGGUCCACGGCGGGGUCUGACGUUGCGGAGCUGCUGAUGCAAGACUGUAAGAAGCUGGAGAAGUUCAGGAGGCAGCCCCCUGUGGCCAACCUCAUCAAUCUGACCGAUGAGGACUGGCCAGUGCUGAGCUUAGGGACCCGCAACCUGCUCACUGGGGAGACUCCCCCCAGCAUGGAGAUGCCUGUGCAGAUCGUGGAGAAAUUCACUAAACUGCUCUACUACGGAAGGAAGAAGGCAACCUUGGAGUGGGCCAUGAAGAACCAUUUGUGGGGACAUGCUCUGUUCCUGGCCAGCAAGAUGGACGCAAGGACCUACAGCUGGGUUAUGAGUGGCUUCACCAGCACGCUGGCGCUCAACGACCCACUGCAGACCCUCUUCCAGCUCAUGUCGGGGAGGAUCCCACAAGCAGCCACGUGUUGUGGGGACAAGCAAUGGGGAGACUGGAGGCCUCACUUGGCUGUCAUUCUGUCGAAUCAAGGUGGGGACCCAGAGCUGCAUCAGCGUGCGAUUGUCACCAUGGGGGACACCCUGGCUGGGAAGGGGCUGGUGGAGGCAGCUCACUUCUGCUACCUCGUGGCUCACGUGCCCUUCGGCUGCUACACCGGGAAGACAGACCAUCUGGUCUUGCUGGGCAGUAGUCACAGUCAAGAGUUUUUGAAAUUUGCAACAACUGAGGCUAUCCAGAGGACGGAAAUCUUCGAGUACUGUCAGAUGCUGGGCCGCCCCAAAUGCUUCAUCCCUUCUUUCCAGGUGUAUAAGCUCCUUUAUGCUUCCCGUCUGGCAGAUUAUGGCCUUGCGUCCCAGGCCUUGCAUUACUGCGAAGCCAUUGGCACGGCCCUCCUUAGCCAGGGAGAGAGCAGUCACCCUGUGCUAUUAGUGGAACUCAUCAAGCUAGCAGAGAAACUGAAGCUGUCAGAUCCUCUGGUUCUAGAGGGACGCCGUGGGGAGAGGGACCUGGAGCCACACUGGCUAGUGCACCUUCGGAGGCGGCUGGAGGAGCUGGUAGCAGGCCACAUGGGCGAUCCUCCUUCUGCUCACUCAGAUAUUUUGGGAGCCAGAGGAACAACAGAAAACACUUUCUACCAGGAUCUCUCAGGACAUCAAGGCGACUCAGAAGCCUUUGGGGACCGCUCAGCCCUGUGGCCAACACCGGAGCAGAUGGGCCUAGCCUGGCCCAGCCCACAGGCGCCCUUUCCUCUCCAGCCGGGCUCUUACCCAGCGGGAGGAGGUUCCGGGCAGAUAGGGGUCCCAGUGCCUCUUUACUCGGUUCCCGAGACCUGUCUGCCAGGGCCUGGUGGCAAUGAGGCAGUGACAGGGGCUCCUGGAGGAAGAGCCUGGGAGGAAACCCAGCAGAUACACCUGCCCCCUGAAGAGAACACAGCGUCUCAAGAGACCUUCCAGCAGCCUGAUGGUCAAAAGGUCAUUUCCAAACCACAGGUGCCACUGAUUCCCAGAGCACGAAAUAUUUCCGAGAGUUCCACCAUUUCAGUCAAGGAGGAUGAGGAGGAGCCCUCCUACGAGGCAGAUAAGAAAUCUCCCCAAAAUACUGCACAGAGAGAAAAGCCAGGGGAUGUGAAAGAGAGCACAAAGAGCUCAGGGUUUGGCUGGUUCAGCUGGUUUCGCUUGAAGCCCACCAACAACGUGUCCCCCUCUGGAGAUGAAGACUCAUCUGACAGUCCUGACUCUGAGGAGACCCCCAGAGCAUCUGCCCCUCCCCAAGCUAGCCCAGGCCUCUCACCGACACCUCUCCCCGGGACCCAGGCUCUGCUGGGCGCCAGCGCCUUUUCCAGGGGCACAGGUGGGGGUGAGGUCCAAGGAUCAGCGUCCAGUGGCAGAACAGCCGAGGGCACUGGGAGUGGAGGCUUGUCUGGGCUUGAGGGUGUUUCCUCUGAGCUCAACUUUAACCCUGGUGUUCUGCUUCCCUCACCCACCUUGAAAGGGCCUGUUCCUCUCUACAACCCAUCUCAGGUCCCCCAGCUUCCCACAGCUACUAGCCUGAACCGGCCAAAUCGUCUAGCUCAGCGCCGCUACCCAACCCAGCCAUGAUAAGAAUGACUACCUGUCCCAGGCUGGUCUCCCUGAAGCACAACUUUAAUGUUGCUUUCCUUUCUUAAUCUCCCAGCCCCUCUGCCAUAUUGGGGCCCCCAAGAGAGUUGUGCUGGCCUAUUGCCUCCAUUGGGCAUGGAGAAGGCAAGGGGACAGGGUCUCCCAGGACACAGCUCAGUCCAGUCUCUUAAGAUUAGUUUCAGAACUAUGGGAAUUACUUCAUCAGGUGGGAAAGCUGGGUGUAAUGGCAGCCUGGAAGUGAGCGGACUGCCAUGGCCGCAGCACUUGGAAUGGUGACUUUAGAUCCUCAGGAAAGUCAGGGCCUAACAAUACCACUGCUGGGAUCAGUGAUGACACCACUGGGCUCUGCAGAAGGAAAUUAUUGAGGAGGGAGGCGCUCAGAGGAAUAUUCUAAACUAACUGACUGCUUCCUCAGUCUUAGUUCUAGACCGAUUCAUGGCUCUAGUUAGCAAAAUUUUUAUACUGAAACUUGAUUUUUGCUUCCUGUCAUAAUUCCCUCUUCAGUGACAUUUCAGCAGUUUCCCUCUUGGUCCUGGUUUUGUGCACAUUUUUUAUGUGGUUCAGAUUAAUUAUAUUUCUCUCACUUUCUUAGCUGGUCCUAUUUUUUCACAUUCUGGCAACUGGCUAUCAAGUUAGAUUGCUGUAGGCAGCAUAUCGUCAUGGUAACUACUGAACCUAAUGAUGCAGAUGGAUGGAACAUCAGUAUAAUAAAUGACGGAAAAUGUUUCCUAAAAAUUCACCCCUUCCAUAAGAGAGGAGGAAUGAGUGCCUGAUAUUGUUAAUACCUCCCUUCCUACCUCAGGCCUUUGCAAAUUGAUGUUCGGAGGGUCACUGGAGCCAGAGUGAGGAGGAAGACAAUGUGGAAAUUUCCAUUUCUCCUUUCAAACCCAAAAUAGGAAUGACUCUUGCUGUUUGUCAGAUUUGCUGAAAAUUGCUCCUCACAAAGAACAUUUUUUUGUAUGUGUAAUUGUACAUAUGGGUUUUGUACUCUAAUGUACUAUGGUUCUGAUGUUGAUGGCGAUUAAACCAGAU